AUGACAAGUUCUAAAGGUACUCCAGCUACGGCAUCCGUGGCUGCAAGGCUUAUGGAUGCGGUUGUGUAUGAAAGCUAUGGUGGAGGGCCUGAUGGUUUAAAGCAUGUUAAGGUUCCAAUCCCCAGUCCUAAGAAAGAUGAGGUUUUGCUGAAACUGGAAGCGGCUAGCCUGAACGCAUCUGACUGGAAAAUUCAGAAAGGCGUGUUUCGGCCUCUUUUGCCACAAAAAUUCCCUUUCAUACCUGCUGUUGAUGUGGCUGGAGAGGUUGUAGAGGUUGAACAAGGAGUUGAAAAAUUUAAAGAGGGUGACAAAGUUGUGGCAAUGCUCAACUUUAUAAAUGGAGGUGGAUUAGCUGAGUUUGCUAUAGCUAGUGAGACAUUUAUAACAUCUGCUAGGCCCCCAGAAGUUUCAGCAGCUGAAGGUGCAGGCUUGCCUAGUUCUGGCCUCACAGCUCACCAGGCUCUCACCAAAGCUGCAGGGAUCAAGCUUGAUGGAACUGGCCAGCUCAAGAACAUACUGAUCACCGGCGCCUCUGGUGGCGUCGGGCACUAUGUAGUCCAGCUAGCCAAGCUUGGAAACACUCAUGUUACUGCCACUUGCGGUGCUCGUAAUGUUGACAUUGUCAAGAGCCUAGGGGCAGAUGAGGUUCUUGACUACAAGACCCCUGAUGGGGCUGCUCUCAAGAGCCCAUCCGGUCGAAAAUAUGAUGUUGUGAUCCACUGUGCAUCAGGAGGCAUUCCUUGGUCGACUUUCGAGCCGAAUUUGAGUGCAAAUGGGAAGGUUAUAGACCUUACUUCCAGGCCAAGUACCUGGAUCACUAUUGUUCUACAGAGACUCAGCUUCUCCAGGAAACAGCUGGUGCCAUUGAUCAUAAAUCCCAAAGGUGAGAAUCUGGACUAUCUUGUUGAGUUGAUGAAGGAAGGAAAGCUCAAGACUUUGAUUGACUCAAAGCACCAUCUGAGCGAGGCUGAAGAUGCUUGGGCUAGGAAAACUGAUGGCUAUGCUAUUGGGAAGAUCAUUGUGGAGACUUAG
Molecule: messenger RNA, 1032 nt
Organism: Prunus armeniaca (apricot)
Lineage: Eukaryota; Viridiplantae; Streptophyta; Magnoliopsida; Rosales; Rosaceae
Source: the annotation of a GenBank genome assembly